Messenger RNA from Paramuricea clavata, 950 nucleotides. The record is from the annotation of a GenBank genome assembly. NCBI's taxonomy places the organism in Eukaryota, Metazoa, Cnidaria, Anthozoa, Malacalcyonacea, Plexauridae.
AUGGCUCAACAAAAUGCAUGGGAAACCAAAUUCAACGAACUAUUUUCUGAGCUGAAUGACCCGUGGAAUUUGGAAAUAGUAAGCAAUGUAGUGCAGGAAAGCGGAUGGCUACAAAUGCAAUACACUGGAAAAGCAACGUUUGAAUGUAGCACAGCCACAUGCAACAACAAAUGGACAUCCAUUAAUGCUGGAGCUAGAAUCUACUAUCGCCAAUUCGGUUCCAACACUGGACAACAAUCACAAACUGGGAAAGUAAAACUGUUUCUGGGUGGACAAAAAUGUUUGAAAUGCAACGGCGUAUUCGAAAAUGCAAUGUGGCACAACUUAUACAUAAAACGUGCGAUUACAAAACUGUUGAAUAAAGUAAAGCAAAAGUUCUAUGGUUUGAACGUUCCCACCAGUACAACAGGAAACGCAUAUGUCCAAGCAGAUAUGUCCGCCCCUCACCAAACAAGUCUUUGUGAAUUUUGUGCGAUGGGAAUAUGCCAGCAUGGUCAACAGAAUGAUAUUGACAGCAUCGCAAAUCAGUUCGAACACCUCGACGUGUCGGAUGAGGACUACGAUGACGUGUCGGAUCAUGACUACGAUGACGUGUCGGAUCAUGACUACGAUGACGUGUCGGAUCAUGACUACGAUGACGUGUCGGAUGAUGACCAUGAUGACGUGUCGGAUGAUGACCAUGAUGACGUGUCGGAUGAUGACCAUGACGACGUAUCGGAUGAUGACCAUGACGACGUGUUGGAUGAUGUCCAUGAUGACGUGUUGGAUGAUGACCAUGAUGACGUGUCGGAUGAUGACCAUGAUGACGUGUCGGAUGAUGACCAUGACGACGUGUCGGAUGAUGACCAUGAUGACGUGUCAGAUCAUGACUACGAUGACGUGUCAGAUCAUGACUACGAUGACGUGUCAGAUCACGACUACGAUGACGUGCGGGAUCAUGACUACGAUCA